AUGUCGGCUGAAAAGGAAUUACAUUUUCGUCAUGCUUGUAAAAUAGUAUUAAAAUUAGUAACUGAACAUAUCAUAUCAGAUUUAGAAAAAAAAAGUAAAAAAAAGAAUAGGUCAGUCUGGGUAAGGAAGUGGAUUGCUAGAAGACAACAUUUUGGAGCAUCCGAUAUACUUUUAAAAGAACUUGCGUUAGAAGAUCCAAAUUCAUUCAAAAAUCAUUUAAGAAUGUCAUCAGACCUUUUUGAAACCCUACUGCAGCAUGUUACACCAUCAAUAGAAAAACAAAACACAACAAUGAGAGACGCAUUACCAGCUAGAUUAAAACUCCAAAUUACAUUAAGAUAUUUAGCAUCCGGAGACUCAUUUGCUUCAUUGCAAUACUUAUACAGAGUAUCGAAGUGUACGAUUUCAAAAUUUCUACCUGAAGUGUGUGAUUCUAUUUACAGUGUGCUUGAAAAUUACAUAAAAGUUCCAAAUACCCAAGAAGAGUGGGAUGAUAUAAAAAAAGGAUUUUCAAAUAGAUGGAAUUUUCCGGGCUGUGGUGGAGCCCUGGAUGGCAAACAUGUGGUUUUAAGAGCCCCGUUUCAUUCAGGAUCGAACUUUUACAAUUAUAAAGGCUCAUUUAGCAUUAUUUUGUUUGCACUUGUCGAUGAUCAAUAUUGUUUCAAAUAUAUAGAUGUUGAAUCUAAUGGAAGGGCAUCUGAAGGGGGUGUUUUUUUCAAAAUCUAG
Messenger RNA from Myzus persicae (green peach aphid), 726 nucleotides. RefSeq lists its product as uncharacterized. NCBI's taxonomy places the organism in Eukaryota, Metazoa, Arthropoda, Insecta, Hemiptera, Aphididae. The record is from RefSeq and is a predicted model, not a curated record. The transcript is spliced from 2 exons. The coding region runs from base 1 to 726 and encodes 241 amino acids.